Durusdinium trenchii is the source of this 714-nucleotide messenger RNA. NCBI's taxonomy places the organism in Eukaryota, Dinophyceae, Suessiales, Symbiodiniaceae. The record is from the annotation of a GenBank genome assembly.
AUGGCGAUGGAGCGCAUCGCAAGUGUGCGGUCUGCGGGUGAGCCAGGAGCUGCAGGAAGAGCCCAAGCUCUUGGCCGCUAUUCGGAAAAGCCUCAAAGUGCAAGCCGAGGACGUCCUCCGGCUUCCCGGAAGUGCGACGCGUGUGGCAAACAAUAUGCGUGCCGUUGCGCGCAGAAGUCCAUGCAGAUGGCGAAGAAAAGUGCGGAGAUGUUGGCGCAUCAGCUCCUCUGUUGGCGAUGCACUUUCUGCAACGGACCAGUGGAAGGUUUCGAGGAUGAGCCGAUCACCAUUCUACCCCUGGGCCACAACGGCUCCAAGGCCUCAGAGGAGCUUGAAAGGCACUUGAGCCGUUGGCUCGCACGGCUCAUGAUGGAAGACCAGCAUCAUCUGGGAGAAAUACGAGCUCAGCAGAGACGCCAAAGGAACCAGGAAGCCUUUGAAGAGUGGAGGCGGCGCAAGGAUAGUGAGGUAGCCUCUCGGCCACUACCUUCCCAAAAGGUGCACACAAAUGGCCGGCCAAGGAGCCGCGAGCAAUGUGAGCAGCACUACGAGGCAUGGUGCCGUCGCUACGAUGAGCGCCAUCCACGGCCCCCGCGCAAGACCAAUGAAGCUGAAAUCCCUCAGCCGCAGGGCCUUGCGAUCACUGUGCCACAGGUACCGCGCUAUGUGCCUGUAACAUUUGGCAGCGCAGAGUCUUUGGGAAGCCUUAGCUGA